GUCCUAGAACAGCGACGGUGCUUUUGUAUCAUAUCUAGUGGAUGAAGACAGUUAUGAAAGAAAAAAUACGUAAAACGAGGUCGACUGUCAAGUCGGCUUCGAUAAUAACAGUCCAAAUGCUUUUACAUUACUCACUAGACACUAGCAUUUGCCUAGGCCGGCAAGCGGGUACCCCCUCAUCCGCCCCAGAGCUUCUCCUCAUCUCUCCACGCUUUGUCUCCGCGCUUCCUCGGUCGAGAGACUCGAGACUCCAUAUCCCCCGGCUAUCAGAAUCGAGCCCCAAAGCUUGAAAUGCAUCAUGGUUCCUCCCUUCGUCAAUCCCAUCUUCUUUAUAUGCCUCCUCUUGGUACUACACCUCCAUCCACCUCCACCACAACUACAAGAUAACCCCCAAAAUCCAGAAUGAGUCCAACUGAACGCCUCGGCAAAGUCUUCGAUGCCCUCACCGGACGCGGGGCAACCCAGAGUCCCAAUGAGCUCCCCUGGAACCCUGAUGCCUCGCGGUUUCCCUCGCGUAAGGAGCUGCCCAAGGUACCCGGGGCUCCCGACCAAGCGGCCUGGGUAUGGGGGAAGGAUGAUCAGAUUGGCCGGUUGAACCUCCUCACCCCUACCAGGGUGAAAGCUGCAGCUGCGGAGAUUAAGACUGGUGAGAUGGUUCGAUUGGAUCUCCCUGCCGAUGUGCCCAAAACCCCAGCUUUCGGUCGAGAGGUCUUUGAGCAUAAAAUCAAGCCACUUGGUAGUGGCGUGGGGUACGACGAUGUAUAUCAUAUGAAUACCCAAAGUGGAACGCAAUGGGAUGGAUUCCGACAUUUCGCCCAUCUGGCCUCCAAGUGCUUCUACAACGGGGCUACAUCCGAAGAUAUCGAAGGCUCCAACCCCACAACUCGCUGCAGCAUCCACCACUGGGCAAACCACUGCAUUGCAUCUCGCGCAAUCCUUCUAGACUACAAGUCCUACGCUGAGUCAAAUAACAAAGACUACGACCCAUACACCAGUCACGCCAUCUCACACGCCGACCUAACCGCCUGCGCCGCAUGGCAAGGCCUGGAUAUCCGCCCCGAAAGCGCCGGCGGGAGCAUCCGACCAGGCGACAUCCUCCUCGUGCGCUCGGGGUUCAUACAGCGCUACUACUCGCUCUCGCCGGAGGAGCAAACCGCCGCUGCACUGCGCAGCCAUGGAGACAUUGCGUUCGCGGGCCUGAAGCAGGAAGAGGACGUGUUGGACUGGUUGCAUGAUUGCUAUUUUGCUGCGGUGGCCGGGGAUAGCCCAACGUUUGAGUGCUGGCCUGUUACGUCUACGGAAGGGGGGAGGGGCGCGAUUGGGUUUAUGCAUCAGAAUAUUCUGGCGCUUUGGGGCAUGCCGCUUGGGGAGAUGUGGGAUUUGGAGAAGUUGGCGGAGACUUGUAGGCGUUUGGGGAGGUGGACUUUCUUUGUGACGAGUGCGCCGGCGAAUGUUGUUGGUGGUGUGAGUUCGCACCCGAAUGCAACAGCUAUUUUUUAAUUUAUAUUGUCGACAUCAGUUUGGCACGAGUGAUCAGGUUGAGGCAAGAAGAGAUGCAAUGAAAAUGCAUCAAAAACAUCAUAUUCAGUUAUCGCAGUUCGUAAUUCAUUCAUGUAUAUUCGUGGUUUCACAUGUCUCAUCGUAUCGACC
This is a messenger RNA of Aspergillus versicolor CBS 583.65, 1650 nucleotides long. RefSeq lists its product as uncharacterized. Gene Ontology annotation, molecular function: arylformamidase activity. Lineage: Eukaryota; Fungi; Ascomycota; Eurotiomycetes; Eurotiales; Aspergillaceae. The transcript is spliced from 6 exons. The record is from RefSeq and is a predicted model, not a curated record. The coding region runs from base 403 to 1500 and encodes 365 amino acids.